UUUGAGUCUAAAUGGACCCAUAUGACACCUUGUUUGAUCUGCAGGAGCCAUCUCAGAUCAACUUUGGGACACCCAAUCUCUUAGCUGAGGAGAAUAGCCAUCUCCCGGCUAACGCUGGGGAUGGGAAUCUCCAACAAAAUAGAUACAUAGAUAAUGGUCAUGGAAAUUCGUCAUUAGAUGAAGAAGAGAUUUGUAGAGAUCAAAAACUAUUAAAUUUUGAUGAAAACAACGACGUAUAUUACGAUCAAGGUAUCUGAAAAGAUGAAGAACUCAGCGAAUUCAUGAAUGAAAAUCUCUCUGAACACCAAGAUAAAGACCUAAUGGAUAUUAGCCACCUCAGAGUGGGUGAAGCCGCCCUGCCACAGCCUCGAUCUCUCUUUGAAGUAGAGAAUGAAGAUAAGAAGAGUGUAUUACCAAAAGGAAUAUGAAUCGUGUUGAGCAAACUAUCCUGUUCAAAAUAUUGUUUCAAAGAGGCUAUCUAUUGAUGCAAGAGAUGUAAAACUCGCACUCCAAUUCAUAGUCAUGGCAGCCACAUCCAUUGCUGUACUAAGAAAAGGAUCAACAAAGAAGAAGAAAAACACCGGAAUGGAUCAGCACAUGGCCUCAAUAAGUUAUCUCGGACCGACCGUCUAGUUGGACUCCUGAGUAUCGAAGAAAGAUCUGUAAAGGUAAAUCGAUACCUUGAGAAAUAAAAGACGAAGGAAAUGGAAUAAAAAGAUUAAUUAUCAUAGUCGCAAGAAGGUUGCAGACACUCGUCCAAGGUUCAAAGGUAGGUUCGUCUCAGUUGACCAAGCUGAUGAGUACAACAAGAGGUUGAGAGAAGAACUCCAGGAAAAGUUAAGGAAGGAACGUAUGUUCGUGACUCAAAAAAUUGAUAAGACCAGCGGAGCUAUUUUAAAAACAGUUUACCCUAAUAUCGAGGCUCUCAAUUAUGACGUGGAGCACUUGAAUACUUCUGAUAAUGACUCACAUAAAAGUUGCUUUAAUUUAAAACAUAACAAUGAAGUGAUGACAUAUAUCGGGGACAUCCCUUUAGAGAUGUAGGAAGAAAUCUUUUGAUCCAAAAUCAGUUGUACAAUAAUGCCC
Molecule: messenger RNA, 1086 nt
Organism: Moneuplotes crassus
Lineage: Eukaryota; Ciliophora; Spirotrichea; Euplotida; Euplotidae
Source: the annotation of a GenBank genome assembly